AAGCAGUGAGUGCCUCUGUGUUAUUGGCACAUUUAACAGCUAUAGUGUGUCAGUUGUGAGAAGAGCUAGAAUUAGCGAAGAUGGCCGUUAACCUAAUAAAAAAUAAGGAUACUUUGGUUGCUGCUUGGAACAGCGUCGUUGACGACAAAUUCCCCACAAAUUGGGCUGUGUUCAGCUAUGAAGGACAAACAAAUAUUUUAAAAGUUGUUAGUACUGGAAAAGAUGGAUUAGAUGAAAUGAUAGAAGAAUUAAAUAGUGGCUUAAUAAUGUAUGCUUUCUGCCGUGUCAUUGAUAAAAAAACUUCUUUGCCAAAAUGCUUGCUUAUAAACUGGCAAGGGGAAGGAGCUCCGAUUGUACGAAAAGGAACUUGUGCUAAUCACAUCAGAGACAUUGAGAGGCUACUUAAGGGCGCCCACAUCACAAUUAAUGCUCGAUCAGAGGAAGAUGUUGAAGUCGACCUAAUUAUGGAAAAGCUGUCUCGAGCUACUGCCUCGUCUUAUAAAUUUAAUGAGCCUCGUGGUGAAAACGGAGAUCACGCGUCAGGACCCGUGGGAACCACAUAUCGCAGAGUAAUACCAACACAAGAGAUCAACGCAAGCGAACGCGAUCAGUUUUGGCAAAAAGAAGAAAUGGAGGAACAACAACGUUUGGAGCAGGAACGCAUCCGCCGUGAACGAAAUCGUAAGGAACUUGAAGAAGAGGCUAGAAAACGUGAAGAAGUCGAGAGCAAAUUAAGAGAAAUUAAGGUCACAGAAAAGGAGAACAUAGUUGCGCAACAGAGACAAGCUGAACAACGAGCUGAAGAGAUUAAUAACUUAAGAAAUCAAAACUUGGCUGCUAAAGAUAAAAAUAACGAUUCUGAGGACGAGCCGAAAUCUAGGAGUGAAGAGUUACGUAGAAUGAGAAGCAAGGAAGCCCAGCAGUUAAUUGCUCAGCGAACAAUUAAUGCUAGAGCGAUUUUUGAACAAAAUAGCAGUGCAGGACAGACUAGAGUGCCUUCAAAGCAACCUUUCAAGGGAAAUAACAAAAUAGAGGCGGCAAAAAAAGCAUUUGAACAAAAUCAAGUUGAACAAAAUAAGUCUAAGGAGCCAUUUAAAUUUGAAAACAAAAAAAAUAAUGAGAUUAAGUCUGAAAAAGUGUUGACAUCAGUGCUACAACCUACACCCCAGUUUGUACCACAAUCUCAGCCAUUUCAAAUGCAGCAGCAACCAUCUCAACCACCAGUUAAAACGCAGUCGCAAUUGCAACUACAGGCAUUAGAAGAGAAACAUGAUAUGUCAGCUAACUCAACAGAAGAACAGCAAACGCCUCAAAUAAUCCAGAGCUCAAUCAUUCAAAAUAAUCUCGGUGCCCACUACGACAGUAGGCCUAUUGAUGAGAUUCAACAAGUAGCCCACCUGCUGGAGUCUCAACCAUUACCACUAGAUCUUGAGGAGGCGGAAAACGAACUUUAUGGCCAACUCGAGUCUCAACAAUACUUAUACCUUGAUCCUAAUAAUCAAGGGAUGAAGGCAAAAGCUCUUUAUGAUUACCAAGCAGCUGAUGACACUGAAAUUACCUUUGAUCCUGGUGAUGUCAUUACGCACAUUGACGCGAUUGAUGAAGGUUGGUGGCAAGGCUUGGCACCCAAUGGAACUUAUGGACUCUUCCCGGCUAACCAUGUUGAAGUUAUUGACUAUGGCACAUGAUGCCAAAAAGUUAAGGAUGAUUUGUUUGAAAAAUUGUUGAUUUUCCGGUGGUAAAAUUAUACUAAAUAAGUAUUUUGGUUUAAUGAAAUUUUUUUACUGUCUUCGUGAUUUUGUGUGGUUUUUACGUUGUUAAGUUGUAAAAUUAUCAGAUCAUUUUCAAAUAUUUGCUAAUGUUUCGAAUCAAUUUACUUGACAAACAUUAAGAUAAUUUUUUUUGAAAUUUUACUUUUCAUUCAUAAAGUAAAUUUUGCAUAAAAGUGACCGUGGUAGGCUAAACUUUUCUACUAGACUUCCCAUUAAAUCAUAAUGUAUAUCAGUAAGAUCAAAAGUAUAUGCAGCUAAAAAAUUUAUAUGCAGUUAUAUCGAGUAAUAAAU
Molecule: messenger RNA, 2063 nt
Organism: Copidosoma floridanum
Lineage: Eukaryota; Metazoa; Arthropoda; Insecta; Hymenoptera; Encyrtidae
Gene: Abp1
Product: Actin binding protein 1
Biological process (GO): postsynaptic actin cytoskeleton organization; positive regulation of dendritic spine morphogenesis; positive regulation of axon extension
Cellular component (GO): dendrite; postsynaptic density; postsynaptic membrane
Molecular function (GO): actin filament binding
Source: RefSeq, a predicted model, not a curated record